UAAUUCAGUUCUCGCCUAUUGACGGAACCAACACGUUUCACAAUUGGCGCCAAAACAUACGCGCGGUUUGCCUACGCGGUUUUUUUUUAAUUUGUGCAUUGUUGUUUUAAUUGGCAAAGGAACUUUGAUAUUGUGGAAAGUUUAUGUGAUUGAGUGAUUUUUCUUAUCAUAGUUAUUAAAAAAAAGCAAUGGAAAGGAAAAGCAUCUAAUCACGCUCACGAAUCACCUAACAGCACAAAGCGUAUUAAUUUUCAAGCUUGUAACAAACUAGAUCUAGCGUCAUCGAAAUGUUCCGUCCGAAUCUCUUCCGCGGUCUUAGCGUGGACUCCGCUGAUUCUGGGGACUACAACCUCGACAGGAGCCGUCGGGCGUCGCUCAGCGCUGAGCAGCGAAGGAAGCUCAGCAUGCUGAGGACGUCCAGCAUACCCACACCGCUGUCAUCGGUGAGCCACAUUUACCAUUUGCUAGUCUGCCCGAGAAAAUGCUGUAAUCAGAAAUAUGUUGUCAGCACGGAUCGCAGUGGAGAUAUUCAUGUACACGUUCAGGGUGACUUAAGUCAACAAGACAAAAGAUGCGUUUUCCUUACUGUCCACGAUCUGGGAACCAAUCACACAUCGAUGGUGGAUUUCGUGAACAGCCCCGCGAUGUCUGAGAUCAAAGAGCGAUCGUGCUUCAUCCAUGUAGACGUGCCAGGACAUGAGGAGAAUUCUCCAGAUCUGCCUGAGUCGUACCCGUUCCCGUCACUCCAGACGCUGGGCGAGGACCUGGUGACGGUUCUAGACUUCCUGCACGUGCGCUACGCCGUCGGGCUCGGCGAGGGCGCCGGCGCCAACGUGCUCGCGCGCUGCGGUCACGCGCACCCGCGCCGCCUGCUCGGUCUCGUGCUGGUGAACUGCACCUCGUCCGCGUCGUCGGUGGCGGACGCGUUCCGCUCGCGCUUCUCGCGCUGGCGCGGCGCGGACAUGUCGCACUCGGAGGAGGACUUCCUCGUUUACCACAAGUUCGGACACCAAAUCGCGAGCGACUCGUGCGAGGCGGCGGAGCGCGAGCGCACGCUGGCCGAGUACCGCUCGCGCCUGCGCGGGAACCUCAACACGCACAACAUCAAGCAGUAUGUGCGCGCCUUCAUUAACCGCAAGGACCUUGUACUGCGCGGUUGCCGGCCGGACAUCCUGCUGAUAACGGGAACUCAAAGCCCGUACUUGUCGGUCGUGGAACGGAUGUACAAGGAGCUGGACAAGGACAAGGUGACCAUCCUGAAGGUGGACCGCGCGGGGGACGUGCUCGCGGAGGCCCCGGCGAAAGUAGCGCAGUCGCUGCUUCUAUUCUGCCAGGGGCAAGGGCUGCUGACGUCACUGCCGCCGCCCGGCGUGGAACGGCGCAUGUCGCGCGCCAUGUCCAUGGAGGAGUACGACAAGCCCAACAUCCGCCGGCUGUCGCUCACACCGGCCGCGGCGGAGUCGCCGCCGCCGCGAAAGCUGUAGGUAGGGCCCGGCCACGUGGCGUGGGAGACGGUGUGAAUGAGGAUAUUUAGUAUGGCCAUGUGUAGCGGCUGGCGUGUGGAAAGCAUCACAUAUAAUUUUGGGUUUUUAAUCAUAGGGUGCUUUUUUCAUUAGGUGCUUUGGAUUUUUUAAAGUUUUGGUUUGUUUAUAAAGUUGCCUUUUUUGCAAAAGUAUUGUAAACCUAUGAAAAGCAUACCAAAUAUAAAUAACAUGUUGUUUUUUCCAUUUGCUCGCUUGCCGCUAUAGAAGUGAAUUCUGUUUGAACGAUAUAGUUACCUAUUCUUUAGAUUAAAAAAAAACAUUCGAUUUAAUAAUAUGGUGUUAUUGAAGCAUCUUCAAAAAUUGCUUAAUAUAUUAGUUGUACAUUUUCUUGGUAGAAGAUAAGAUGAUUCUAUAUAGCUCUAUAAUUAUUUCCAUUGUUUUAUUUUUAAUUACAGUAAUGCAUGCAUGCAGGCAUAGCAUUCGUCUUAUAUUCAAGGGUGCUUCUCUGUUUGUAAAAUAUUUAAUUUCGUAAAUAUUUCCUUAUUAACAAUUCAAUUUAUUUUUAGCACCCACGUCUCUUUUUAAUUAUGCCCAUAAGCAAAACAAAUUAUUUUGCAGUAUCAUUUCAUUUCAUAGAUCUGAUUUACAUUUUGUUUUCAUCUCUUUUGUAAGUCACUUAAAAUAAUAAGAAGCAAUUCUAAAAGAACCUAUAGCAUACAACUUUGCAGAGCAAAUACACGUAAAUCCUUUCUAUAGAGUAGUUAUGUAAAUUGUGAUCAAAAUAAUGCGAUUUUAUUUUGAAUGAAAUAAAAAUUUUAACUACCAUUUGCAUAAUAUAAUAGUCGCAUCACGUGGGAAAAUUUAUUAUUAUUAGGUUUUAAUUGUUUAUUAAUACGUUAUUGAAUAACGACUGUUUUAAUUACAUAAUGAAUUGUCCAUGCUUGGAAGAAUUUACUAGAAAUUAGUAUGAAAUAUACAUCAUGUCAGUUGCCUGCUUCAUUUUAUUUAUGUAUUCUUCCUAACUUUUCUAAAUGACGUUAAAAGUCCUGUCAACAGCCCACCGUACUAUAGAACUAUAGAACUAUAGUUGUGGCUCAAUCAUAUUCAAAUGUUUGCUGUUUUAUACAUAGUUUCAAUUUCAUUAUUUGUAAUUAUACUAUAAGUUAGCUAAGAAAAAUAUUAAUUAUCGAAUACCUACCAAAUAUGUGUAUUAAUUGUUAUGAUUUUUAGA
Messenger RNA from Zerene cesonia (dogface butterfly), 2715 nucleotides. RefSeq lists its product as uncharacterized. The transcript has 10 exons. NCBI's taxonomy places the organism in Eukaryota, Metazoa, Arthropoda, Insecta, Lepidoptera, Pieridae. Gene Ontology annotation, cellular component: cytoplasm. The coding region runs from base 288 to 1484 and encodes 398 amino acids. Gene Ontology annotation, biological process: signal transduction. The record is from RefSeq and is a predicted model, not a curated record.